This is a messenger RNA of Leptopilina boulardi, 1750 nucleotides long. Its product is annotated as 4-galactosyl-N-acetylglucosaminide 3-alpha-L-fucosyltransferase 9-like. NCBI's taxonomy places the organism in Eukaryota, Metazoa, Arthropoda, Insecta, Hymenoptera, Figitidae. Gene Ontology annotation, molecular function: alpha-(1->3)-fucosyltransferase activity. The coding region runs from base 420 to 1679 and encodes 419 amino acids. The transcript has 3 exons. The record is from RefSeq and is a predicted model, not a curated record. Gene Ontology annotation, cellular component: membrane.
ACGGAAAAUUUAUUUUAAAAUAAGACAUUUGAUUUCACUUCGUGUUUCAUUUUAAAAAAAUUAAAGGUGACUCCAUACAUUUAAAUGGGAAAUGAACGAUUGGUUCAAUAAUUGAAUUAUUAAAAAUAAAAUAAUAAUUAUUAAAAAAUAAUAAAAAUAAAAUAAUAAUGAUUAAAAAAUAAUAAAAAUAAAAUAAUAAUUAUUAAAAAAUAAUAAAAAUAAAAUAAUAAUUAUUAAAAAAUAAUAAAAAUAAAAUUAUUUUUUUAAUUAUUCAAAUUUUUAACAUUGGCUUAUUUAUUGGUUGCCCGCAUAAUUUUGUCAAUGAUGAUUGCCAAUCAUUGACCGAUGAGUAUAUGAAAAAGUCUAUUCGUUGAUUUCAAUAAUUUCAAAAAUCGAAAAAAAUUAAUAAAAAGUAAAAAAUGAGAUUGAGCUACGUCAAAUUAUUUAAAAUUCUCUGUGCAAUAUGUAUUGUAACAUAUAUAUUUCUAAAAUUUAAUUUAAUUAAACAAAACACUAAUCAAACUUCAUCGCUUGAUUUUAAUUAUGAACCUAAAGUUUCUACUAGUUUUGAAAUGAAAAAAAACUUCACUACAGAUGAGAUUAAUAAAAUGUCUGAAUUGGGAAAAUGGUUAAUUUCACCUGAAGGAAGUCCUCCACCAAAUAAAAAUACAAAAACAAAACUUCAUUUAAUUUUAAUAUGGAAACAUGGACCAUUUUUAGAAAAUCGACAUAUCAAACGAUUUUCAUCAAAAAGAUUUUCACCUUGGGAAAAUUGUUCCGUUCAAUGUCGAUUGUCAUACAAUUCAACAGAUAUAGAACAAGCAGAUGCUGUGAUAUUUCAUCUUCAUCGUAUUAAAAAUGUUAAUGAGUUACCAGUAAUAAGAAAAAAUUAUAAUCAAAGAUGGAUUUUUCUAACUGAUGAAUCACCAUUGAAUACCUUUAUUUAUAAAUCACAAAAAUUAUCCAACUAUAAUAAUCUUUUUAAUUGGACAAUGACUUAUCGAAUGGACAGUGAUAUUCCCGUACCAUAUGGAAGAACAAUAAAAUUAUCAACGAUAUUAACAAAUGAAACGUUUAUCUAUAAAAAAUUAUUAAAAAAAAAAAAACUCCUGGCAAUAUUGGCAAGUAAUUGUGGUGGUAAAAAUAAUCGAUGGAAUUAUAUACGUGAAUUAAAAAAAAUACUUGCCAAUAAUUUUGAUAUUUUUGGUCAUUGUUUAAAUGGUAAUAAAACAGUGUGUUUUUCUAAUUUUAAAAAUGAUUGUCCAAUAUUAAAAAAUUAUAAAUUUUAUUUAUCAUUUGAAAAUUCUAAUUGUCGACAAUAUUUAACUGAAAAAGUAUUUUGGAAUGGUUAUCAAAAAUUUGCAAUACCAAUAAUUAUGGGAGCAUCAAUAAAUGAUUGUCAACAAUUAUUACCACCAAAUUCAUUUUUACAUGUUAAUAAUUUUUCUAGUCCACUUUCAUUAGUUAAUUAUUUAUUAUAUUUAAAUGAAAAUGAAAAAUAUAUUCAAUAUCAUAUGUGGCGUAAACAAUAUCGUGUUAUUAAUGAACAUGGCUAUUUUGGAAGUUCUUCAAUACAUUAUUGUCGAGCAUGUGAGGCUCUUAAUUAUAAUUCAAUGGAGAAAAAAAUUUAUAAUAAUAUUGAAAAUUUUUGGAAUAAAUCAAAAGAUUGUAAUUUAUGACAAGAAAAUAAUAUUAUUUUGUAAAAAAAAUAUGUAAAUAACUUUUACUUUUUAAUAAAUUCUAAUUUUUA